AUGUCGGGCCGCAGUUCGCCGCCGAACAAAUAUCGUCGGCUUGCUGCAAAGCCUCUGCCCAUCGUCAACGAAAUCACAUUUCUGGCAGAAACCGGGACGGGGACUACACCUGGCCCCAGCUCUAAGCCACCAGCUGCGGUGAUUCGGCCUAUGAGAAAGACUAUCAACGUUGCCUGCGAGUCGUGCCGUAAGCGGAAAAUCAAGUGCGAUGGAAUUCGACCGCGGUGUUCAAGCUGCGAAAGCCGCGAGAUUCUUUGCCAGUACCCUUCGGCGUAUCGCGGAGAAAACUUCACGGCUGCCUUGAAGCGCAAAUGUUUGGAGGAAAAUGAAAAAACCACGUCCUUCCAAGAGAUCUUCUCCACCCUUCAAAACUGCUCGGACAAAGAUGCAAUGACCAUGUUCAACCUCGUACGCCAAGGUGUAGAUCCCAAAUACCUCUUGAAGCAGAUGAAAGAGUGCGACUUUGUAUUCCAGCUCGCCGUUGUUCCAGAGACCAGGAGACGCUAUCAGUUUCCCUAUCUCCCCACCAUGCCACUCCGUCUUCAAACACCAGACAAUCCGUAUCUCAAGUCGGUGCUAUACGAGACUGUGUUCCUCCAGCCUGAUGAUGACAGCAGCGAUGAAGAAUCCGACUCCUCUUCGGCAGACACGCGACUGGGCCGAUAUCACAAUGUGUACAUGCGACCAUACCAUGCCGCUGAGGUCCUCGAUCCUCUGAUUGAUCUCGCCAAACCCUCCCAAUGGACCGCGGUAAUCGCUGACGACCGCCUGAUGCGAACACUAUUGCGGGCCUAUCUCCUACACGAGUACCCGACCUUUCCUGUAUUUCACAAGGACAUAUUCUUCCAGGCCAUGAUCAACAAUGACGGGCGAUUUUGCUCAUCAUUACUCGUCAAUGUCCUGUUAGCAGAGGCUUGUCACUGCCAUAUGGGCAUACCUAACCGCGAGCAGUUUUGGAACCCUCAGGGCCUUAAAUAUCGCUUCCUAGCCGAAGCUAUACGCCUGUGGGAGCUGGAAAGGACCAGAGUAGACCUGGUUACCGUACAGGCUGCCACACUCCUGAAUCUCGUCUACAGCCACAACGGCAUGGAUAAAAUCGGCGAGAUCUAUCUCAACCACGCUCUCAAAAAGGCUCGGCAGCUGGAUCUAUUUGGUGAUCAUGCGAAAAUAGACAACGAAAGGAUGUUCCACGCCCGAGUUUUCUCUGCAUGGGCUCUCUUCAACUGGCAUAUACAAUCGUACUACUACUAUCGGCCUCCUCUGAUUCCAGACCCGCCAGCCAUACCGCUGCCUGAUCCAGAGAAGCAUCCGUUUUGGUAUGGAGAUUUCAUGCUCCAGUACCCACUCAGUUCGAGGCUUGUCCCGGCGCAGUGCGGACAACACUUCAAGGCGGUAUCUGGUUUGCGUGCAAUUAUCCACGACAUGGCCGCAAUUGGCUACGAUGAGACUCCAGAUUCUGAAGACUCUCCAGAGCCCGUUUUGUCUAUGUUUUCGAGGCUUGAGAAGUGGUUUUCGGAAUUACCCGCCGCUCUCUCUCCUCAAAGUAUUGUCUUUCCAUGGCAGCUCAAAUUGCAUAUGGAGAUGUAUCUAGCCACUAUCCUGUUUUCUUCGAAGCAAACCGGCAUCUCAGAGCCUUCAAUCCUCAAAAAAGAAACAGCGCAUAGUACUGCUUCUCAUGCAGCCUCUCGCCUCGAGACCGUCACGCGGCUCUACUACAUCCGCCACAGCUUCGAAUACUGCGACUCCUUUUUGACGAUCCACCUAUCAUUCGUAGCUGGCGCCGCCAUGGACGCGUUGAAAGCAACUCCUGCCCAUGAAGCGAGCACUGCCAGGUCUCUCAAGUCGACGAUUAUUUUGAGCCUCAAAGGGCUGUAUGAGCAGGGCCAGCACAUCCACCUUACCUCAGUCAUCUAUCGACUGUUGCGGGAUCGACUUGAGCCCAAAGAUUUAGAGCUUCUUCAAAAUCAUGUGGAUUGGGAUCCGCUUGCCCCCGAAGAGCCUUUACUGGUAAAAUACGCCCAAUCUCAUUAUCCUCUGACAAUGGGAAGCAAAGAGGCAGAUCCCGAUGGAGCGCGGCUUGAAAAUCUGGUAAAGCAGUAUGAUCAGCUUGCAUUUGAGGAAGGUCAGUCAUCUCGACAAACAUAG
Messenger RNA from Trichoderma atroviride IMI 206040, 2145 nucleotides. The record is from RefSeq and is a predicted model, not a curated record. Lineage: Eukaryota; Fungi; Ascomycota; Sordariomycetes; Hypocreales; Hypocreaceae.